Molecule: messenger RNA, 507 nt
Organism: Loa loa (African eye worm)
Lineage: Eukaryota; Metazoa; Nematoda; Chromadorea; Rhabditida; Onchocercidae
Exons: 4
Coding region: 1-507 (168 amino acids)
Source: RefSeq, a predicted model, not a curated record
AUGAAUUCGGUAGACGGCGAACCGAUAAAAUACGCAAAUGUUGGCGAUCAGCUAGUCCACAAAUGGAGCUGUGAAUCAGAAGAGUACGGUAUGCUUAUUCAUUCAUGCUUCGUUCAUAAAUCUGAUGGUGCCAGUUUCCAAUUUGUUGAUAAUCAGGGCUGUGUCAUUGACCACACAUUAAUGGAACCAUUGAUUUAUAAUGAUGAUCUCACGGUAGCACAUUCGGUGGUGCCAGCGUUCAAAUUUGCCGAUCAGCUUACCAUUCGUUUUCAGUGCAAAGUGACAUCAUGCAAUAAAGCGCAAAAUGGCUGUGAAGGCAUUUCGCCACCCAAUUGCGAAAUUGUUUCAACUUCGACUUCGACUACUGAACAUUCUAAAGCAGUUCCUGAUAAAUCAACUUCGAUGACUAAAUCUCCUGAAGUAGAUUCUAAUGGAUCGGAAGGUAUGGAAUGGGAUAAGAUGAUCUUGGCUAUUGUACUAAGCAACACAGCUGCAUCGAACCUAUAG